AUGUCUCCAAGCUCAAUUGAAACCCCAAAGCUAGACCAGGAGCGGGACAUGGAAAAAGAGGCGCCUACACCUCAAUGGGAUGGUGAUGAACAGACCUCGAGCCACGGGGACGGGAGCGAUCAAGACCAGACCGACACACUGCGAGCCGAAUCGCCGCAGCCUCCCAAUGACAGACCAGAGUCGCUUUCGCGGGUCGCUUCGUUGGGCGGAGCUGUCCUUCGCACCUUUAGUCGUGUGAGCUCAACGAUCCAACCCGGACCGCCUCCAGAUGGUGGCCUCCAAGCGUGGCUGCAAGUUCUGGGCUGUCACCUGGUCGUCAUGAACACCUGGGGCUUCGUCAACUCGUUUGGUGUCUUUCAGCUCUACUACAAGACCUUUCUUGACCACCCGCCAUCGGACAUUUCGUGGAUCGGAUCUCUGCAGACGUUCCUGCUCUUCUUUAUUGGGACUUUUGCUGGACGCGUCACAGACGCUGGCUACUUUCGACACGUCUUUCUCGUCGGCGCCGUGUUCCAGCUUGUCGGCAUCUACACUGCCUCCGUGGCCACGAGCUACUGGCAACUCCUUCUUGCACACGGCAUAUGCAUCGGAAUCGGCAAUGGCUGCAUCUUUACCCCCGCUCUCACAAUUGUGUCGACAUACUUUAGCAAGAAGCGCUCGAUAGCAAUCGGCAUGAGUGCCUGUGGGAGCGUCACAGGAGGUGUCGUAUUUCCCAUCAUGGCGCGGCAGCUGCUGCCAUCGGCCGGAUUCCCAUGGACAAUGCGCGCCAUCGGCUUUAUCCUUCUUGCAAACCUCGUCGCGUGUUUCCUGAUUAUUAAACCGAGACUUCCUCCGCGAGACACGGGCGCGUUGAUUGAGUGGGCGGCAUUCAAAGACGCGGCAUACAGUUUCUAUGCAGCCGGAGCCUUUUUGUCUUUAUGGGGCGUCUAUGGCGCCUUCUACUUCCUCGCCUCGUUUGCUCGUGACAUUGUUGAGCCGGCUUUCAGCACGCUUGAGUCGCUUAAUCUCCUGAUCUUGCUCAACGCCGUCGGCAUCAUCGGCCGCACGAUACCCAACUUGCUCGCCGACCGCUUUGGCCCGAUCAACAUGUUUGUACCCGUCGCGUUCACCGCCGGCCUGCUGUCAUUCUGUUGGAUUGCCGUCGAAACCCCAACGGGAUUAUGGGUAUGGACGGCAUUCUACGGCAUCUUUGGAGGCGGCAUCCAGAGCUUGUUCCCUGCGGGACUGAGUUCGUUGACGACGGACCUGGGCAAGGCGGGCAUCCGUAUCGGCAUGGUGUUGACCAUUGUGAGCUUCGCGGUGUUGACGGGACCGCCUAUUCAGGGAGCGAUUAUUACGACCAUGGAUGGGAAAUAUUAUGGCGCCCAGGCGUUUUCAGGCGCGUCGUUGAUGCUGGGUACGGGUUGCUUUGUUGGUGCUAGAAUGGCAAAGACGAGAAAGAUUGGCGGCUGGAAAGCUUGA
Molecule: messenger RNA, 1461 nt
Organism: Ilyonectria robusta
Lineage: Eukaryota; Fungi; Ascomycota; Sordariomycetes; Hypocreales; Nectriaceae
Product: major facilitator superfamily domain-containing protein
Exons: 3
Coding region: 1-1461 (486 amino acids)
Biological process (GO): transmembrane transport
Cellular component (GO): fungal-type vacuole membrane
Molecular function (GO): transmembrane transporter activity
Source: RefSeq, a predicted model, not a curated record